Molecule: messenger RNA, 1097 nt
Organism: Aspergillus versicolor CBS 583.65
Lineage: Eukaryota; Fungi; Ascomycota; Eurotiomycetes; Eurotiales; Aspergillaceae
Exons: 3
Coding region: 212-850 (212 amino acids)
Molecular function (GO): protein binding
Source: RefSeq, a predicted model, not a curated record
UGAUUCAAUAUGCGUGUCUGGCUCCGGGUGUCAGGGGUCUUCUGCCAGAACUAAAGGAGUGAGGCUGGUGGGUGCAUAUAUGGGGCCUGAAAUCAGAAAUGCCCCUCUAUCGCAUAUUCGCAUUAUUUAAAGCGCGUGGUCGUCCAACUUCAGCUCAUCACUCAUCUCAUCAAACUUACCUUUCCACAAUCCCCCCUAUAACUCAGUCAACAUGUCCUACUACGGAGAAUCAAGCGGCUACUACGGCAGCGAGGGUCGCCCUCCAUACAACCCCGGCUACGAACAACACCGCGGCUCCCCAUACCAAAGACCACCAUACGAAGAACACCGGGGCUCGCCGUACGAGCGCCCGCCCUACGAAGGGGAGCGCAGCGGUUCCUACGACCGCCCCUCUGCUCGCCCCCCACACUACCCCCCACCCCCUCUCCCCUACGGCUGGGUCCAGGAAUGGGAACCCAGUGCGCGCCGCGCGUUCUUCGUUGAGACUGCCACUGGUCGGUCUGAGUGGACGCUUCCUGCCGAGGCUUCGUAUGGCGAGCAGUCGCGUGGUGGUGGUGAACCCUAUCCUCCUCCUGUGCCGGCUGGGUAUUCGUCCCAUGAAGGUGGAUAUCCACCUCAGUACCCGCCUCAGUAUCCUCCCCAGGAGGGCUAUGGUGGUGGUGAAUACCCUGAGGAAAAGAAGAAGAAGAGCAGCGAUGCAGGGAAGUAUCUUGCUGCGGGUGCGGCUGGGUUAGCAAUUGGUGCUGUUGGCGGGGCAGUUUUGGGUCAUGAACUUGCUGAGAACAGUGGAGACGAAGGCUCUGGCUCUGACCAUGAAGAGGCACAUUACUCUGACGAUGGGUCUGACUAGGUGGGAGACUGCGGGACUUUUACUGGGGGUAUAGGGUUUUGAUAUAGCGAGAUAUGCACUGUUCAGAUAGGGAUUUGUAGGAGCGUGGAGCAUUAUGGAGGACAUCCCUGUCGAUGUCUUUGUUUCUAUCUACCAUGUUAGUGGCUCAGUUUAUACAUGUAACUCACCCAUCCAUUCCAGUGUGGUGCCAAGCAACUAGGAACUCUCUUGUCCACUAUCUGAGGAUGCCCUAUCCGAAUCCACCACA